Molecule: messenger RNA, 1074 nt
Organism: Acanthisitta chloris (rifleman)
Lineage: Eukaryota; Metazoa; Chordata; Aves; Passeriformes; Acanthisittidae
Gene: TFB2M
Product: transcription factor B2, mitochondrial
Exons: 8
Coding region: 1-1074 (357 amino acids)
Biological process (GO): rRNA methylation; transcription initiation at mitochondrial promoter
Cellular component (GO): mitochondrial matrix
Molecular function (GO): mitochondrial transcription factor activity; rRNA (adenine-N6,N6-)-dimethyltransferase activity
Source: RefSeq, a predicted model, not a curated record
AUGGAGGGGACGGGCCGUGUCUCUCCCGGGGCUCGGGCGGGGGUGGUGGUUUCGUUGCGUUCCGGCGCUGCACGGGAAGGAAUCCAUGCCGGGGCUGGAGGGCUCCUGGGGCUGGUGUUAGCCACUGGGUGUCGAGACCCUUCAAAAACAGAGCUUGGGGGGCAGCGAGUGAGCGCUCAGUCCGUGCUUAGUCCUGGAGUCAUGACUCGAACUCUGCUCAAUGCAGGUUUUAAAGUGGUAGCUCUGGAAAAUAACACAACUUUUCUUCCAGGCUUACAGUCCCUAGAGAACAGCCUGGAUGGACAGUUAAAGGUGAUUUAUGGUGACUUCUUCAGAUUGGAUCCUUUGGUGACUGGAGUACUGAAACCACCUGCUAUGACUUCUGAGACACUUUUUGAAACCAUGGGUAUAGCAGCAGUUCCUUGGAGCGCAGAUGUGCCUCUGAGAAUUUUUGGAAUCUUACCACAAAGAGGGGAAAGAAACAGACUUUGGAGGCUUCUUUUCGCCCUGUAUGAAUGCAAUUCCAUAUACAGAUACGGAAGAAUAGAACUCAACCUCUUCAUGAGUGAAAAAGAGUACACGGCUUUAACAGCAAAGCCUGCGGACACGAAGGCUUAUCAAGCACUUUCUGUACUUUGGCAAAUAGGAUGUGAAAUUCAGCUACUGCACAAGGAACCUUGGUCAUCAUUUGCAACUAAUUUGAAAAAUGGAGCACUAGCGGUACCAAAAAGCAUGUGGCUGCCAAAUGACCAUUUAUGCUUGGUACAACUGACUCCACAGCAAAAUCUGUUUACAGGAGUCUUGAAGCCAACAAAUGCAUCUACCUUUGUUUUCCUGGUAAAACAGUGUCUUGCUAGACCUAAGUCUAGACUUAGUGAUAGAUUAAAUUCAUGGAGCUUGGACAGUACUGGCAAAUUACUGAAAGCACUAGAAAUUCCAAAAAAUGCUACAAUGCGUGACUUAUAUCCAGAAGACUAUAAGCGUCUCUUUGAGGCUUUGCAAGACUCUGGUAUGUUUACUGAAACCUGGUUCCAUGAUGAAGUCUUGGAUAGUAUAAGGACAAUAAACUUAUAA